AUGUCCGGAAAACGUUCGCGAGCAACAUACGAAGCAGAUUUACAGGCCCAACAAUCACCUUUCGUAGUAUACGGAACUCCAUUACCGCCGCGAGAUGCAGAUGUACGAGAUGAUGGGUCUUAUGUACCAGUGUGGAAGCAGGAAGUUCGCGAUGAGAGGGGUUUGAAAAGAUUACAUGGUGCUUUCACUGGUGGUUUUAGUGCAGGAUACUACAACACUGUAGGAUCUAAAGAAGGAUGGACGCCCUCGACUUUCGUUUCCUCUCGAUCGAAUCGAAGUAAAGGUGCCCCGAAAGCACCGCAGCAAAGACCAGAGGAUUUUAUGGAUGAUGAAGAUAUUGCAGAUGCUGCAGAAGCGCAACGAGUACAAACGGCAGAGGGAUUCGCCGGACUUGGCUCUACGCAAGAUGAUGCAAUUCGUAAAGGCGCAUUUAUUGAUCUUUUCAAGGUUGAAGGGGAGACGAUGGGUGUAAAAUUAUUGAAGAAAAUGGGUUGGAAAGAGGGACAGGGAGUAGGCCCGAAGGUACGGCGAAAAGCUCGUUUGGAUGGAAUGGAAAGGCCCGGUACAGAUGCCGAUGCGACAUAUCUCUUUGCGCCUGAAAAUACCCGUAUGAUUAGAUUUCUUCGAAAGGAUGAUCAUAAGGGCUUAGGUUUCGAUGGGGAAACAAAGUUGACCCCAAUAAAUGGACUUGGGUCUGAGAAAGAGAAAUCGGAGGACGAGGACGAUGACCGAUCCUUUUCAAUAGGGCCUAAAUUUUCAAAGAAGAAGAAGAAACCUGCGAAGGGUGGCAUUGGGAUUGGUAUACUUAAUGAUACCGGCUCAGACGACGAAGAUCCUUAUGAAAUUGGACCACGAAUAUCCUACAAUCGAGUAAUUGGGGGAGAUAAAAAGAAAAAGAAACCAAUAUCACCAGCGGCGAAUUCAUUGUUGAAAUCCAAACCUGUAUUUAUAUCGAAGAAGACUGCUAUGGCCAAGGCAGCUGCUGGGCUACGGAAAUGUCACGAUGGUCGCUUACCCCUGGAUGGAUUUAUUCUGAGUAAUGACUCGACAUCAAUGUCGGAAACACUUUCAAAAUAUCCACCGCCCACAAUUCCUGAAGGAUGGAAAUCCGCCAAACAAUCAAAAUCCGAAUCCACGCUUUCACAAUAUCUAUCCACCUCAGAAGCAGCAAAAUUAUCUAAACUGGAUCCUAAGUCUAGAGCAUCUAUCCUUGGGGAAGCAGCUUUACCUGGGAAAUCUGUAUUCGAUUUCCUUUCCAGCUCUGCUCGCGAUCGAUUAGCUGCGGCUUCUGGGAGAUCCAAUCUACCCCAAGCAUUAGGCGAAAUUCCUGAAGGGUAUGCCAUGACUCUUGAACAACGGCAACAAGAACUUCUCUCUCAAAUCCCUAAAAUCGACAAAUAUACUGCUGAAGCAGCACUUAUGCGUUGCUCAAGCGUCUAUGGUGAAGAUGAAGCAAAACGUAUUCGUUAUCGUGCUUACCUCGAACACCAAGCUGGUAUUGUAACGAUAUUACCGGAAAAGGGGAUGCUAACGAAUAAAGAAGAUUGGCUAAAAGAAUUAAAAGAAUUCGCUAAUUGCGCAAAGAUAUUCAAACCAAUGACUGGAUUAAUGGCUACCAGAUUCACGAGUUCUUCUUCAAGUACAAUAAUACCCGGACAAGAUGGUGCAGCAAAAGAUCUUCUGAGUAAACCAGAAGUCAAAGAAGAUCCAGCAGAACAGGCUGCAAAAAUGGGUAUGUAUGGUCCGAUGACUAGGGAGAAGAAAGAUUGGUUCCCAACGAGAUUAUUGUGUAAAAGGUUCAAUGUUCAACCACCAAAACAUGUACAACCUUCAACAGAAGAAGAACGUGGAAUGGCAAAAGAAGCGCCAUCGGAUUUGGUAACGAGGAGAGAAAUCGAAAGAAUGAUGAUUGAAGCUGGAAAUGGAAAUGGAAAUGGAACUGGAACUGGAACAGGGUUCCGAGAACAGGAAAUCAAAAAAGAGGAGAUGGAUGAUAAUUUUGAUCUUGGGGAUGUGGUAAUUAGGAAUGAGAAUGAAGGAGAUGAGCAGCCUGUAGUAGUUGAUGCGGAGAGAAAUGAUGCGUUAGAGGGUCAGAAGGCUUCGGAUGCGGUUUUUAGGGCGGUUUUUGGGGAGGAUAGUGAGGGGGAGGAGUAG
Molecule: messenger RNA, 2154 nt
Organism: Sclerotinia sclerotiorum 1980 UF-70
Lineage: Eukaryota; Fungi; Ascomycota; Leotiomycetes; Helotiales; Sclerotiniaceae
Exons: 2
Coding region: 1-2154 (717 amino acids)
Biological process (GO): mRNA processing
Cellular component (GO): nucleus
Molecular function (GO): RNA binding
Source: RefSeq, a predicted model, not a curated record